AUGAUCAUUUUAUUUCUAUUAACAUUAAUCGGGACAAAUGUUAUCGAGAGUAGUCACUUUAAUGGUGGUACUAUAAACUGGGCACCAGCAUAUCCUAAUUCUUCUUCUUCAUCAAUUGUGAUUACUGUUACACAAUUUUAUUCGUGGCAGUAUCCGACUAUAAGUUGUUUGACAGAUGUACCUACAUCAACUAAUUGGAUUUUAUAUCCCAGUGUUACUUUAACUUGUGUUGCUAAUUGUUCUACCCAAGGUAGCUAUUCCAGUAAUACAAUUAGUAUUUUAACUGAUUGUACUUCAUACAGCGCAUCAUUGGGAAUUUUAUCAAGUCAACGAUCUGUUAAUAUAACACUCAAUGAAAGUACAUAUUUUUGGAUCGCUUAUCGAGAUGUUUCUUGGAGACCUUUGGCGAAUGCUGCAACAAGUGUUUUUCCUGGAUGGUCAAUUGUAUCUUUGAUUAACCUUCAAAGACGUCCCGAUGGUUUAAUUAACACUCCACCAGUGUCGCAGGUAACUUCUCCUCAAUAUGUUAUUGUCAACAAUACAGCUACAAUCGAAAUACCUGUGACAGAUGUUGACGUAGGUGAUGAUAUACGUUGUCGAUGGUCCUCAAAAAACAGGUACUGUAUAAAAACAUGAAUUAAUAACUUUCAAUAU
Didymodactylos carnosus is the source of this 654-nucleotide messenger RNA. The record is from the annotation of a GenBank genome assembly. NCBI's taxonomy places the organism in Eukaryota, Metazoa, Rotifera, Eurotatoria, Philodinida, Philodinidae.